UUCGCUUGAUUUGUUAGCGUCGCGCUAGCCCAGACGGCACCAAUAGAAUCAUUGUUACUUUCGAUGACUAUUUCAGACCCGACUGUAUAUUGUCGUUUGGAAGGGACAGGGCUUGUAGUGUGGUCUGCGACCCUCCAGAACUCCCAGAACCGCUUUCACGGCAGUUUUCACGAAGGCAGUGCCAGUUCUUUUUGGAGAAGAACACCCUUAUGCUGCGAGAUGAUUCUUCUGGCAGUACAACGAGCAUACAUCCUCGGCAGAUCGAUUCUAAUCUAUGGGAAUUCCCUAGCAAAUCCACCGGCACUCCCAGACAACGAGCAGUUCUUGAAAGAGGGGAUUGGGACCUCGCUAUGGGACCUGCUGAAUUUCUCCUUCAAUUCUCAGACAGAGAUGGGUGGUGGAACCGGUAUGCCAAGGAGAAGAAAGUGUUGGCCACCAGGAAAUUACCUGCCGAUUGCAUGCUGACCCUUCCCACCAUGAGUCUUCCGCCAACUCGUUACCAAACUCGGGUUCAAACACCUCGGAUACCUGAACAUAAGAUCCGUGAUUCAGUAACGUACCAUGAGCUUGAGUACUUAGGGAAAGGAAGCUUCGGGCGCGUGAGCCGAGUCCUUGAUCUUCAGUGGGGUGGCAUAAUGGCUGUCAAGAUCAUUAAUGUCGAACGAGAGAAAGAAAAGGAGACGAAGGAAACCCUCAAACGCGAAGUUGAACUAUUGGCCAAGCUGUCACACCCGCACAUUAUUGAAUACAAGCAUUCACAGGGCUGGGAGUUUGGAGAGCCAUCAGCAUACGAAAAUAACGAAUGAACAGAUCACUCAUGUCUCUCGGCACAUCAUCAGUGGUCUGCACUACCUGCAUGGAAAGAAAAUCCUCCAUCGAGAUAUCAAGCCAGAAAAUAUCCUUUUCAAGGAUAUCUUCACAAAUCCCAUCUUCAGUCUGGCCGACUUUGGCCUCUCCAAAGAGAUAGAUACGAAGGCCACGUUCGUUGGAUCUCCACUCUACUGGGCACCUGAGGUAUGUUCUGGCGCCCCGCAAGACUUCCGAGUCGACAUCUGGUCGCUGGGUGUUGUUAUAUAUGAAAUGUUA
Messenger RNA from Mollisia scopiformis, 1086 nucleotides. Its product is annotated as Pkinase-domain-containing protein. The record is from RefSeq and is a predicted model, not a curated record. The transcript has 4 exons. Bases 210 to 806 code for a protein of 198 amino acids. Gene Ontology annotation, biological process: protein phosphorylation. Lineage: Eukaryota; Fungi; Ascomycota; Leotiomycetes; Helotiales; Mollisiaceae. Gene Ontology annotation, molecular function: protein kinase activity; ATP binding.